GUGAGUGAUCUGAGGAUAUGGGAGGAGUUGACGGCUCCUAAAAACACCCCGAGCACUGUUGCUCUCGCUGAAAUGUUACACGGACUCAGUACUGUGGGGAUAAAAACAAGUGCGUCUCCACUAUGGUUACUAGCGAGACUGUCACUUUAUUUACAGACAUGGGCAGAAGACUCGUUUAGGUUUGUCCUUCGUCACUACCGAUAUCUUUAACGCCCUGUUUGGGAUUUAUUUGGCAUAUUUGGAGACUUGUAGCGAUUGUCUAGAUGGAAGAAGAAGAGCCGCUACUGACUGGCAGCAUUAACCGGGACUCUGGUGAUUAUGGAUCUCAUGAUAAUGGUGAACAUUAUCAACACGAAGAAUCACCAGGAUCAAGACGACUGUCCUAUUCAGUGACUGACGAUUCUUACCCUGUGUACGAGGAUGCAGAUGCAGACCUCUAUAUCCAGCAGGCAGUUGUAUUUAUUGAAGAUGCAAUUCAGUAUCGAUCCAUCAAUCACAGGGUUGAUUCUGGGUCCUUACGGUUAUAUAGAUGGUAUUAUUCCAAAAUUUGCCAGUGGGGUCUGGGGUUCACUAUUGCUGUUGUACUGGGACUGGCUUUCAUUGAGACACCCUCCUCUUUGACCUACACCUCGGACAUUCGUUUCAAACCCAAGCCUUGGGAGCCACCCUGUGGACUGACGGAGGGGAUUGAGAUAGUCUGCCUUUGUAUCUUCAUCCUAGAUGUCACUGUGAAGGUAGAAAUCCAGAAAUAUUCAGUUGACUAUUGGGAUAGCAUUAAACAGAGUUAUCUGAUAGGAUGGGAGGAGUUUCGUAUGAACAAAUGGCUGAUUGGUUAUAUAGUAGUGAUUGCAGCAUCAGUUAUUGAUUGGAUGUUGAGUAUUAGCAUGAUGUGCAGUGAGAGUUUAAGAGUCAGGAGACUAAUUCGCCCAUUUUUCCUCUUGCAAAACUCUUCCCUUAUGAAGAAAACUCUAAAAUGUAUCAAAAGGACUCUUCCGGAAAUAGCAAGUGUUAUUCUGCUUCUGGCAUUACACAUCUGCUUAUUCACCAUGAUAGGAAUGCUGAUCUUUGCCAAAUCAGAUGACCCUAAGAAGAAUGGAGAAUGGGAAACCUACUUCAAAAACCUGCCAAAGGCCCUGUCUUCUCUGCUAGUGCUGCUAACGACAGCCAACAACCCUGAUGUCAUGAUUCCAGCAUACUCUCUGAACCGUGGCUAUUCUAUAUUUUUUAUACUCUUUAGUGUGUUUGGGACAUAUUUGUUAAUGAAUCUAAUGACGGCUAUUAUUUAUAACCAGUUCAGGGGAUAUUUACUGAUGUCAGUUCAGACGUCUAUAAUCAGGAGGCGUCUGGGUAUUCGGGCUGCUUUCGAGGUGCUGUGCUGUCCAGGCCGAGGGCACACCAGCACUCAAUCUGAAGGCCAUGUGGAGCGAGUGGCGGUGAACAUGUUUCUGCAGGUCAUGGAUAGAGUUCACAUGAAGUCUUACUGCAGGCAGGCUAUCAUUAAGGCUGCUCAGCAGUUCCCAGAUGGCUUCAUUAAUGGCGAGGCCUUCCAGAGGCUCUUUAAUGAGCUGGAUAAGGAUUUUAUGAAAGAGCAUCCACCAAAACCAGAGUACAGUUCUCCUGUCCUACGGCAUAUCCAGAACAUCUACAGUCACUUUUAUAUUACUGUGCUGGGGAAUGUUGUCGCUCUGGCAAAUGUCAUCUGUAUCUGUACUGUCUUGGUUCUGAAUUCAGAGAAAUCUGGGUCAGAGAAAAAUAACUUCUAUAUGGAGAUCCUCAACUGUAUUUUCAUCCUGUACUAUUUAAUAGAGAUGCUGCUGAAAAUAGUGGCUUUUGGUUGGAGAGGUUACCUGUCUUACAGGAAUAACAUCUUUGAUGGAUUCCUCACUGUUCUUCUUCUGGCAAUUCAGAUUGCCAUAUUCAUCACGUACAGGAUUCCCUAUGAGGACGUAGAUCCGGUUCCACGACAUGUGAUGGCUUUGUGGGAGAUGGUGCGACUGGUCAACAUGUUGAUUGUCUUCCGUUUCCUCCGAAUAAUUCCAGAAAUCAAGUUGAUGGCCGUGGUGGCCAGCACUCUUGUGGACCUGGUGAAAAACUUACGGGCAUUUGCUGGCAUUCUAUUGGUAGUGUACUAUAUGUUUGCCGUCCUUGGUAUCUGGCUUUUCCAGGGAGCUAUAAACCCUCCAUCAAACAUGAGUCUAAUCUCCAAUGCCAGCAUUGAGAACAAAACAGAUGGUCCCUUCAGCAUGGAUUGUGGCACUUUUGAACAGCUGGAGUACUGGCCAAACAACUUUGAUGAUUUUGCUUCCUCUCUGGUUCUCCUCUAUAAUAUCAUGGUGGUGAAUAACUGGCAUGUUUUCACAGACGCAUACACCAGAUACACUACAGAGUGGUCCUUGGUGUACUUUGUGGCCUGGUGGUUGACAUCUUCAGUCAUGUGGGUCAACCUGUUUGUGGCCCUCAUUUUGGAGAAUUUCACCUAUAAGUGGGACCGCAGUAAUGCUCUUUCUGUUGAAGAUGUGGAGAGAAUUGCCUAUCAAAGCACUGUACAGCUUAUUUUCAGAGAACAUGUUCAAGAGCCGACAGAAGAAGAGCUACUAGCUCAACUACAACAACAUCCUCAUCUGCACCUCUCCUGGUGACCCUAAGCUCGCCCCCCUCACCUCCACCUCACGGGACGCCUUUAAUGCAUAAUUACACCAAAACACCCAGAAUCCUCCAGGACUCCAUCACGUCUGUGUGAGCCUCAUGUUUACAUAUCCAUCCAUUUUGGAGGGCCUGUUUCCCAUUAUAGGAUCUGUGUAGCUUCAGGUCGGCCUGGGAAAGGAUGUAUGUGUUUUUAACAGAGCGUCACAGAGUUAAUGUUUGGAGGAACUUCAAUUCAUAAAUAGGCUUUAGCUCAAAACACUCCUGCUGCUGGAGUCCCAGAGUCCUUGUUUAAUGCUCAAGACAUCCUGUAAAUUACAGUAGUGUUUAUGAUACAGUAUCAAUACCACAGUUUUUGAUUUACCCUAUGUCUGGAAGAAUUUCAUUCUUUGAGUUUGAAAGUCUUUGUUUUUGUGAAAAAAUCAAAAACACAUUUCCGUUGUGCAUUUGACAAAAUCCAUAUUUUUCUUUAUUUUUUUAAGCCUGUUACAAUCAAACAACAAAACAAUCUAUAGAUUGUUUUAAAAAUCAUGGAAACAAAGGGACAUAACUCAUUACUGUUUAAAUACUUUUAGCUGUGUUUUUAUUGAUUUGUAGAUUCUAUAUUUUUGACUGUGCCAUUAUGUUUGUUCAGUGCUUUUAUUUAUGUUAGAUUUUACUGUAUAUUUACAGAUAUCUUUAUGGGUGAAUCUCUCAAAAACAGUCAAGUAAUGUCCAGAUCAUAUUUCACCCACAAAAAUUAAAAAAAGGAAAGGAAAUUAAUUCUCAUUACUGUAAUCUGAAAUAGAAUUGAAUUAAAUCAGUCAUUGCAUCCUGACAGAAGGAUUGAGAAGUGUUUUGUAUUACUAAGUAACUUUCUGAAUUAUUGUCAUGUCACAAUGCAAGAAAAAAAAAAGAAAAAUCUCAAUGGUACAAACUAGGUUUCUCUUCAUGCAAAAUCAAAAUUUUUUUUUUUUUGGAUUUUGGGUAUAAUAUGAUGCCGACUGUUCGUCAGUAAAUUUCAGUGACCUUAUCAAGUGUUAUUAUUGGGAUAUUUUUCAUGUUUUCAAUAUUAUCAACAGAUGGCGUUUUGCUGCAAUCAAUACAUUUGACUGAAUAUUGGUAUAAAUGGUUGAAUUACACCACUGUAUUGUGUUCUUUCUGUUCUGAGAGCAACUUGAUUAAAUGUCUCUGUUAAAUGUC
Sinocyclocheilus rhinocerous is the source of this 3825-nucleotide messenger RNA. It is a transcript of the gene tpcn2, whose product is annotated as two pore segment channel 2. NCBI's taxonomy places the organism in Eukaryota, Metazoa, Chordata, Actinopteri, Cypriniformes, Cyprinidae. Bases 264 to 2639 code for a protein of 791 amino acids. The transcript is spliced from 25 exons. Gene Ontology annotation, molecular function: intracellularly phosphatidylinositol-3,5-bisphosphate-gated monatomic cation channel activity; voltage-gated channel activity; ligand-gated sodium channel activity. The record is from RefSeq and is a predicted model, not a curated record. Gene Ontology annotation, biological process: transmembrane transport; monoatomic ion transport; endocytosis involved in viral entry into host cell. Gene Ontology annotation, cellular component: lysosomal membrane.